AUGGUUAGGCCGGGUUUCCGCUGUGGCGGAGUCGGGCACAUGACAGGCACGUGGUCAUUCAAAGUUCAUUCGUCCACACAGCCGCCCAGGUAUCGGAAUGCACACAAUUUACCCCACUCAGCCAAGCGAAGAGAGAACAAGGUAGACUUUGUACAUGCAGCAGCUUGCGCAAUUAGUGCAAUAAAGGAAAGGACACAAAUCGGACGCCUACCAAAGGUGAACUCUGAAGGCCAGAAUGAGCCACAUUUCUGA
Messenger RNA from Protopolystoma xenopodis, 252 nucleotides. NCBI's taxonomy places the organism in Eukaryota, Metazoa, Platyhelminthes, Monogenea, Polystomatidea, Polystomatidae. The record is from the annotation of a GenBank genome assembly.